Molecule: messenger RNA, 2491 nt
Organism: Xenopus tropicalis (tropical clawed frog)
Lineage: Eukaryota; Metazoa; Chordata; Amphibia; Anura; Pipidae
Exons: 5
Coding region: 20-2350 (776 amino acids)
Molecular function (GO): zinc ion binding
Source: RefSeq, a predicted model, not a curated record
UCAUUUCCUGAUUCCAGUGAUGGCGGCUGCUGGGCUGAGAGAGGAGCUGAGCUGCCCCCUGUGCUGGGAGAUCUACACCGACCCUGUAACCCUGCCCUGUGGCCAUAACUACUGCCUGCGCUGUAUUGGGAGACAUUGGGAACGGCAGAGGGAUAUAGAGGAAGAUCUAUUCUGCCCUGUAUGUAUCCGGAGAUAUGGGAAACAGCCUGAACUGAACAGGAACCUGACUCUGUGUAACGUAGCAGAACUAUUCCUCCCUACUGACCCACAGCAUGGCGACAUAUGGAUCCCCUGCACUUACUGUGCCCCCCCUGUGCCCGCGGCUAAAUCCUGCCUGCUGUGUGAGGCCUCUCUGUGUGCCACCCAUGUGCAGGAACAUAGCCGGGCAGCAGAACAUGUAUUAACUGUGCCAACGGCUUUGUUUGGGGACAGAAAAUGCUCCGCACAUGGGGAACUGCUGAGAUAUCGCUGCACUGAGGAUGGGGCCCGUGUCUGUGUGUCCUGCUGCCUGGCUGGGGGGCACCGGGGCCACAGGGUGGAGCUACUGAAUGAGGAUAAUAUUGAGAAAUAUAUUCUAGAGAUGGUGGCCGCUAGGCUGGGAUCUGAGCUGACCUGCCCCCUGUGCGAGGAUAUUUAUAAAUUCCCUGUAACCCUGCCCUGUGGCCAUAACUUCUGCCUGCGCUGUAUUGGGGGAAGAUGGCACUGGCAGGAGGGGAUAAGGGUGGAAAGUUCCUGCCCUGAAUGCAGAGAGACAUAUAGGAGACGCCCGGAACUGAACAGGAACCUUCAUGAUAUAGUAAAGAGUUUCCUCCCUGCUCUGAUCCCCUGCACUUACUGUGCCCCCCCUGUGCCCGCGGCUCAAUCCUGCCUGACCUGUGAGGCCUCUCUGUGUGCCAGACAUGUGAGCGAGCACGGCCGGUCACACAAACUGAUAGACUCCAUCACUUUAUUCAGAGAUAAUGUUUGUUCCACUCACCAGAAGCCCCUGGGGUAUUACUGCCGGGGGGAGGAAGCCUGUCUGUGUGAGGAUUGUGUCCCAGAACACGGAGGGCACAGGGUGGAGAAGCUGGAUGAGAAAACUGUGCAAACCCUAAAACGAAUGCAGGAGAGUAAAGAAAAACAAAGAUUCCUUGAAGUGAUGCACCAUUGGGACCUGAGAGACAAACUGAGCUGCCCCCUGUGCCGGGAGAUCUACACCGACCCUGUAACCCUGCCCUGUGGCCAUAACUACUGCCUGCGCUGUAUUGGGGGAACAGGGGGAGAGCGGAGGGAGAAGGGGGGGACACCUUCCUGCCCUGUAUGCGGAUGGGGAUAUGAGAUACGGCCUGAACUGAGGAAGAAUGAGACUCUGUGUAACAUAGUAGAACCUUUCCACCUUUACACAAAGCCCAGGGCCCCCCCUGUACCUGCAGUGAAGCGGGGUUCAUAUCUAACCUGCCCCCUGUGCCAGCUGAUCUACACCGACCCUGUAACCCUGCCGUGUAGCCAUAACUACUGCCUGCGCUGUAUUGUGAGAACAUGGGAAGAGCAGAGGAAGAAGAGUGAGAGUCCUUCCUGCCCUGAAUGCGAAGAGAGAUACUGGAUACACCCAGAAUAUAUCAGGAACCCCAGUCUGGGGAACAUUGCGCAGAAGGUCACUCUGAGGAACACUUUCCUUAUGGUCUUCUGCACUUACUGUAUCCACUCAGCAGAACCCUCAGCCGUACCAGCAACUAAAUCCUGCCUGCACUGUGCCGCCUCUCUGUGUGAGCGUCAUGUGACAGAGCAUAGCCAAUCAGCAGAACAUGUAUUAACUGACCCCACCAGCAGAUGCUCCGCCCACCAGGAGCUGCUGAGAUAUCGCUGCACUGAGGAUGGGGCCCAUGUCUGUGUGUCCUGCUGCCUGGCUGGGGGGCACCGGGGCCACAGGGUGGAGCUGCUGAAUGAGGCUUCAGAGAUAAGAAAUAUUCAAGCCAAACUGAGCUGCUCCAUCUGCCGUAAGGUCUAUACCGACCCUGUAACCCUGCCCUGUGCCCAUAACUACUGCCUGCGCUGUAUUGGGGGAACAGGGGGAGAGCGGGGGCAGAAGGGGGCCAGUCUGUCCUGCCCCGAAUGUGGCGAGAGCACGAGAGAGAUGGAACUGAGCAAGAACCUGACACUGUGUCACAUAGUGCAGUUACUUCCGACUCCCCCUGAGCAGCCGGACCCUGCUGAACCCCCCGCUUCCUUUGGGCACAGAAACUGCUCCGCACAUGGGGAACUGCUGAGAUAUCGCUGUACUGAGGAUGGGGCCCCUGUCUGUGUGUCCUGCUGCCUGGCUGGGGGGCACCGGGGCCAUGGGGUGGAAAUGUUCCCUGAGGGGCAGGAGUGACAAGCAUUUUGGUAUCCUGGCUCCAGAUAUACAGAUAAUGAUGAGUGGGGCAUUUGAUUAUAGGGAUAUUAGCAGUCACUGAGGGGUUCUGUGGGAUAAUGUACCCCCUACUGUAAAUGAUAAGGAUAUUAGCAGUCACUG